Penicillium bovifimosum is the source of this 1719-nucleotide messenger RNA. Its product is annotated as Tetratricopeptide-like helical. NCBI's taxonomy places the organism in Eukaryota, Fungi, Ascomycota, Eurotiomycetes, Eurotiales, Aspergillaceae. The transcript has 6 exons. The record is from RefSeq and is a predicted model, not a curated record. The coding region runs from base 1 to 1719 and encodes 572 amino acids. Gene Ontology annotation, molecular function: Hsp90 protein binding.
AUGGCGUCGAAACCAGAGUCGCGUAUAGUCCGCGCCCUUACACCCAAGAAAAAACCCAACACAGCGCAAGCAGCUGCUCCUCAACAGGCAGGCCAAAAUGCCUACACAAAUGGUGAUCUUCAAGGCGCAAUCGAGUCAUUCACCCAGGCAUUGGCAGCAAACGACGAGGAUGUCGGAGUUUUAGAUAAUCGCGCUGCCACUUACUGCAAAUUGAAGCGGUAUGACCUGGCUCGGGCUGAUGCCUGGGCCAUGGUUGAGCUCGCACCUAAUGAGGACCGUGGAUAUCUACGUUUGGCUAAGGUCCUGUGCCUGGAUGGGAACUUCGACAUGGCCCGGGACAUCUACGAAUAUGCCCUCCAACAGCUCCCAGUCAAUCACCCAGGCCGUGAGGUAGUCACUCAGUUGCUCGAAAAAUUGCUGGACAAGCUGGCUGGAGGCAACCGACGUGACCCAUUUACGGUCCUGCCACUAGAAGUGGCAGAUAUAAUUCUCCACCACCUUUCCUUUAAGCAGAUCGUGGCAAUCAUGCGUGUCUGCAAAGGGUGGCAUGGAUUCCUAAUCGGCCUCUCAAGCCUCUGGAUGCACGUUGAUCUCACAGAGGCCAGAUAUGAUGUUUCAUCCAAUACUGUCCGAGACUACAUCCAUCGAUCGCGAGCUCAACUAACCAAUGCCACCAUAAGAAGACUCCUCCCCCACGCUAUACCCCAAGUGAUUGAUAUGUUAAGCAGGUGCCCAAAGCUGGAGCAUCUACAUUUCCGAGCAUUCUAUGUGCCCAGUAUAUUCUACCCGAAGAUCCAAGAAUUUCGUCAGCUGAAGACUCUAGUCUGUGGACCAGGCAUCACGAUUUCUCACGAACGUGUUGGAAGCGUCUUAUCCGCUCUCACAAAUCUCGAAAAGGCUACAUUCUAUGACGUCUGGGAUCCAGUCACUGGGUCUCCGCAACCCACGCCGACAUGGCCCAAGUACCUUCCGAACUUGAAGAGUUUGAUUCUCAAAUGUUCACAAAAUUCCCACUCCAUAGGCUUCGCAUAUAACUUUGAAGAUGUUGUUCCGGGGCUAACAUCGUCUGUAUACCCUAAUCUAAAGGAACUACGGCUUCUCUGGAACACAGCACAUUCACGGCAUUACGAAUUCUGUCCCGUGCGUUGGGAGCCCCCAGAAAUACCAGUCCUGCCAGUUCUGCCAGCCCUGCGCAUCCUCGACCUCCGAGGCGCAGUCCUCUCAACCUUCUUCUACUCAAUGCUCCCAGCCACCCUCGAAACCCUCCGUGUGGACUCGAGCAGGUUGGAAAAUAACGAGUUUCUUGUAUUCGACAACUACGUCCCAAACCUGAAGACCGUGAUAUUCAACGAUUGCCCCUGGGUCGACUAUGAUAACCUUCUCUUAUUCGCACGGUACUCCAAGAACCCCCUCGAAACCCUACAUAUCAACUUUUGCCCCAGCACAAAUGAAUACGAUCUUUGCUGGUUGUUACUGCGCCGUCUGGCUGACUUGGACGAUAGAACCAUGGAGUGGGUGUGGUUUACCUUCCCAAACUUGGGCUUACUUGACCUGUCGCAGACUCAAAUCACUGAUUGUACCAUUCGUCUGUUUGCGGAUGCCCGGAAGGAUGGGACUAAAGGUCCACAGCUUGACGUAUUGAUUAUCAAGGGAUGUGACCAUGUUUCUCGCGAUGCCAUUGAUUAUGGACGGCAGAUGGGGAUUGAGAUUAUCACUUGA